ACGAAAGCUUGCUGUGUACGAGCGGCCGCCAGGAGCUUACGAGACCGAAAGCUCAUUUGCAUACGUGGUGGUUUUACGCCCCUAGUGAGAUCUUCUUCGUUCAGCACCUACAUUCAGCGAACUGAAUUUUCAUUAGGUAAGUUUAUUUAUACACCUGCAUUCAGUGAACUGAAUUUUCCUUAGAUUGGAGAUACUCGGGAUUUCACCUGGACCAGCUGAUAAAGGCUUAUCUCGAAGAUGACAGCCCAGGCGGAUCAGAUUAACAGUAAACGCCUCAACUUGGAAAAGGCAACAAACUUCAUGAGGCAAUAUCGCGACCCCCAUUCCCGCGAACUGAAAAAACUUUCGGCGAAUCAGUUCAUGGAGGUGUGGAGCCACUACGACAAAGACGGGAACGGAUACAUAGAGGGAACGGAACUUGAUGGAUUUCUGAGGGAGUUCGUGUCGAGCGCCAACGCCACGGACGUCGGGCCCGAAGCGGUCUCGGAUGACAUGCUCGUCGAGCUCAAGGCGUGCUUCAUGGAGGCGUACGACGACAACCAAGACGGGAAGAUCGAUAUCAGAGAGCUAGCGCAACUGCUCCCGAUGGAGGAAAACUUCUUACUCCUCUUCCGUUUCGACAAUCCUUUAGAAUCUAGCGUGGAGUUUAUGAAGAUUUGGAGAGAGUACGACACGGAUGGCAGCGGCUACAUCGAGGCUGAUGAGCUCAAGAACUUCCUGCGAGACUUGCUGAAAGAAGCGAAGAAGAUAAACGACGUGUCCGAGGACAAGCUCAUUGAAUACACCGACACAAUGCUUCAGGUCUUCGACUCGAAUAAAGACGGUCGCUUGCAGCUCUCCGAAAUGGCUAAGUUGCUUCCAGUCAAAGAAAACUUUCUGUGCAGACAGAUCUUCAAGGAGGGAAUAGAAGGCGCCACGAAGCUCACCAAGGACGACAUCGAACGGGUUUUCGCAUUGUACGACAGGGACAAUAACGGCACCAUAGAAAACGAAGAGCUGCGCGGGUUCUUGAAAGAUCUUCUAGAAUUGGUGAAAAAGGAUUACGACGCUCAAGAUCUUCUCGAUUUCGAGGAAACAAUCCUGCGCGGAGUCGACUACAACCAGGACGGGAAGAUCAACAAGAAAGAACUGACGAUGAUCCUUCUGGCCAUCGCCAAGCACAACCAGGAGGAGGAGACGACCGCAUAGACAUAACAACAAUAAGAUCAUAACGAGAUGCCAAUUUAUCAGUAGCACAACUUUCAGGAGUUAAGAUUAAUUAGGGUCAAAAUUUAAUGUUAGAUUAUUGUGACACCAAUUGUUGUUGAUUUGGUAGCGUGACUACAUGAAUCUCUCAAUUCUGAUAUUUAAUCAUCGUUUUUUAAGAAAAAGAUUUCGCAUCGCUGUGAUUUUUUGAGUAGAUAGAGGGCAACUCGAUAUUUUUGUAACGAACGCAAUAGUUCACACUACCAACUUUGGUUGAUUUCAUUCUGAGGGAAAACAAACACCAAUCCAACUAAGACUUAUACAAGCCCGAACCUAAGCACAAUCUUCAUAUCGCACCUGAAUCAAAUUUUUCGAAAUUGUAUCUAGAAUAGACUUUGCAUGAUCUCUGAGCUUUCGAUUAAUAUUUCGAUCUACUAGUUGCUCUAAAUACGUGUGUAAAAGUUAUUUAAGUCUUUUCAAUGCUACGGCACUGUGUUUCUGAUUGUGAUACCUUUCAUUUCAAUGAAAGACUAGAAGAAUCGAAUUUUGAUUGGUCGUAUCUCGAAGCCUAAUAGUCGCUGCAAUCAAGUCAUAGCUUCGGAUAAUGUUAAUCUUAAAAUUCGUCCAGUUUCGCAUAUCUGUGCCCCUCUAUGUGCAUUAUUGUAUAAGAAAGUAUAUUUUAAUAACAAUAUUUACUUAGAUUCGUUUGUGUAUGUUCCAGGUAUUUUUUUACGUUUGGUUUGUAUAAAGUUGCCAAAGUUUAGAACUAUAGUUGUCUGUCUCAGUGUGAGGACUAUUUCUUGCUUGAUUUGGGUAUUUAUAUUCUGUGUGAUAACGAGUUUUCGAAAAUAUUAAGAAACGGUUCACUAUGUCUUACUAUAUUGUAAAAAAUAAAUGUUCGUUAUUUAA
Molecule: messenger RNA, 2094 nt
Organism: Zophobas morio
Lineage: Eukaryota; Metazoa; Arthropoda; Insecta; Coleoptera; Tenebrionidae
Product: calbindin-32
Exons: 17
Coding region: 238-1188 (316 amino acids)
Biological process (GO): regulation of presynaptic cytosolic calcium ion concentration; regulation of long-term synaptic potentiation
Cellular component (GO): terminal bouton; cytosol; synapse
Molecular function (GO): calcium ion binding
Source: RefSeq, a predicted model, not a curated record